UAGCCGGGAUCGAUGAAGCUUCUUCCGGCCGUCCUCGGCCUCGUCCUCCUCGUUCUGAAUCCCAACGGCGUGGAGGCCCGGCCUGCGCCUACCGGCGGUCAUGAGAAGAAGCCGUCGAGCGCCACCUUCUUUGUCUUUGGGGAUGACUUCGCCGACAACGGGAACCUCCCUCCGACCGACCCCGUCACCCAGAUGUCGCGGCAAUGGGCCUACCCCUAUGGCUCCAACUACGUCGAUGCCGACGGGUUUCCGCGGCCGAAUACUCCGUCCGGCCGCUUCUCAAACUAUAAAAUCCAGUCGGAUUUCAUCGCAACCAUGUUGGGGUUGGAGGAAGCCCCUCCGGCGCAUGCCCUCACGGCCAAGAAAACCUGCGACCCGUCUGGCAUGACCUUCGCUACUGGUGGUGCAGGUGUGUUGCAGAGUACAUCGCACGAGGUCCCCGUCCUCGCCAAACAGGUCGACACCUUCAGGAAGAUGGUCAAGGACGGGACCAUCACAGAGAAACAACUGAGUCACUCUGUAGCGCUCGUGGCUUUCUCUGGCAACGACUAUGCAGGCACCGGCGUCAUCGGCCUAAGUAGCCCCAACGAUAUUAAUGCUUAUAUUGGGAAGGUGACAAAAGAGAUUGCGGCUAAUGUGGAUCAAUUGUUGAAGCUCGGGGUGACAAAGGUUCUUGUCAAUAACUUGCACCCUAUCGGUUGCACGCCAUCAUACACCCGAACCAACAACUACACCACGUGUGAUAUUUUUGAAAACUUGGGUGCAUCACUCCAUAACGAUAAUCUAAAACAAGUUAUGACAUCAAAGAAGAAUGUCUACAUCGUGGACGUGUACACCGCCUUCACCAAUAUUGUGGAUCAUGUGGCAGGUAAAGGCUCAGAGUUGUCUAAACAAUUCAAGCGCAAACUAUCGCCGUGCUGCGAGAGUUUGGAUUCGGAUGGUUACUGCGGACAGCAAGGCGAGUCAUCUGCGGAGCUUUUGUACACUGUGUGCGACAAUUCAAAUAGAUUUUUCUAUUGGGAUGACAUGCACCCGACCCAUGCAGGAUGGGAGGCUGUCAUGAAACAGUUGGAAAAACCCUUGAGGGAGUUUGUAAAUCAAGCCUAGGUAGCUAGGCUUUAUGUAUUUGUGUAGAUCUUUGUAUCCAUGAUGACAACUUUCUGAUUGUAUUUGAUAGUUUCAUGUAUUUCAAAGACUGGGAUUUUCCCGAUUCUUCUGGUUGUAUUUGAUAGUUUCAUGUAUUUCAAAGACUGGGAUUUUCCCGAUUCCAUGAUAAAUAUUAUAAUUAACGUAUUUGCAUCUUCUUUUGUGAA
Messenger RNA from Aegilops tauschii subsp. strangulata, 1313 nucleotides. RefSeq names its product GDSL esterase/lipase At5g03600-like. Gene Ontology annotation, molecular function: hydrolase activity, acting on ester bonds. NCBI's taxonomy places the organism in Eukaryota, Viridiplantae, Streptophyta, Magnoliopsida, Poales, Poaceae. The record is from RefSeq and is a predicted model, not a curated record.